AUGUUAGAGGAGUUUAAAAUUAUUGAUAACACUUGGAUGAAUACAAUGUAUGGUUUGCGAAAAUCUUGGAUCCCUACAUUUUUCAAGCACAUUCCAAUGUCUGGUCUUAUGCGAACUACAUCGUUGUCUGAAAGUCAGAAUUGGUCAUUUCAAAUCACCACAUUAACCGGUUCUUAUCUUGUCAUGUUUAUGAUGACAUUUGAAUCAGUUAUGGAACGACAACGACAUAACCAAAUUCUCAAUGAUUUUAAUACUGCCACCACUUUUCCUAAAUUCAUUACCCGUACUCCGUUUGAACCUCAUGCUUCAUACGUAUAUACACGAAAGAUUUUUUAUCAGAUUCAAAAAGAGAUAUCAAGAGCUGAAGAUAAUUGUUUCCAAAAGAAUGUGAUAUCUUCCAACGGUGUUGACACAAUUAUUGUUCUGGAGAAAACAAAGAACAUAACUAUUAGGAAAACAAAUGAUGUCGAUGUUGAUGACAAAGAUGAGGAAUACAAUUACGAUUGUCUUUUAAGGGAUACUGAAUACACGGUCACACACUCAACCAAAGAUGUUUUAUGGCAUCGAACAAUUCCUGAAAAGUACAUUUUGAAAUGUUGGCGUAGGGAUGUUAUUCCAACAAAAUUACUAAAAAGACGCUUCACUAACUCUUUUGACGAUUAUAAUUCCGACAUGACUGCUAUUAAUAUUUUUUCAACUGUUGACCGUUGUGUGUCUUUUUUGAGCCAUGAUGCAGCUAAGUUAAAGUUAUACCUCGACGAGCAUAAUAAGUUGAAAAAAAAAAUCGUAGACGACUGUCCAAAUCAUGAUCUACCAACCAGUGCAGAUCAUUUCAAGAAGCUUUUAGGUGUGGUUGGUCUUGAUGUAGAAUAUGAUGUUAAUGACAUUCAGAAUCCUACAGAUAUUCGUAACAAAGGCUGCGGUAGUCGUGGGAAAAGAUUAAAAUCUACAAAAGAGAUGACUGAGAAGGAAAGCACGAAACCUAAGAGAAAAUGUGCUACAUGUGAACAGAUGGUUCAUCAUGACAAAAGAAAUUGUCCUCUAAAGAACGCCCAUAAAUAA
Molecule: messenger RNA, 1062 nt
Organism: Lactuca saligna
Lineage: Eukaryota; Viridiplantae; Streptophyta; Magnoliopsida; Asterales; Asteraceae
Source: the annotation of a GenBank genome assembly